AUGCACCUCUCUAACUAUUGCAGCACCCUGCUAUCUACUAUAUGCACAGCUAGUUACGCCAGAUCAGCACGUAUAAACACCCCUGGUAACCACACUCCCUGCUUUUUUUCUCUCUCUCCUCGUUUUCAAUUUUCAUUCUUACGAUUCAUGGUUUAACGGCAUUCCAGGUCUGGAUGCUUCCUACAUAGUAUUUUUUUUUUCAUACCCUGUCUUUACCUCGCUGUCGCACAAUUAGAUCGCUCGUUUAAUUAA
Molecule: messenger RNA, 252 nt
Organism: Laccaria bicolor S238N-H82
Lineage: Eukaryota; Fungi; Basidiomycota; Agaricomycetes; Agaricales; Hydnangiaceae
Exons: 1
Coding region: 1-156 (51 amino acids)
Source: RefSeq, a predicted model, not a curated record